Leptopilina boulardi is the source of this 1717-nucleotide messenger RNA. Its product is annotated as spermatogenesis-defective protein 39 homolog. The coding region runs from base 147 to 1415 and encodes 422 amino acids. Gene Ontology annotation, biological process: vacuolar transport; intracellular protein transport. NCBI's taxonomy places the organism in Eukaryota, Metazoa, Arthropoda, Insecta, Hymenoptera, Figitidae. The record is from RefSeq and is a predicted model, not a curated record. Gene Ontology annotation, cellular component: cytoplasm. The transcript is spliced from 9 exons.
AAAUGACAACAUACUUUUGUGACACAACGUUAUAAAAAUGUCAAAACAGUUUUUAAAACUUAAUUAUACUUAGGCUUAAUAAUAUACUAGAAUUUAUUUUAAUAAAUAAUUACUAUGUGUAACAUUAUUUUUAAUAAGUGAGAAAAAUGAGUUCAGCUAAAGACGAUGACGAUUAUUGGUAUGGCAGUGAUAAACGAUCUUUUUGUUUUGAAAGCAAUGAGAGAGACAAUUUAUUUGGAGUUUCAAAAUCAGGAACUGCUCUUUUAAGAGCUGGAAUUUCUAAUAUACAAAUACCUGAAAACUAUUUGAAGAAUGAUGAUCGUCAAUGGAAUUUAAAACCAUUAUUAUCUGUCAUCUCGGACAAAACGCUAAAUUAUAUAUUAACGGCAGAUAAAGCUCAACAACAAAAUGAUGAAGUAAAUGGAAUUCAUCAAGAAAUAACGCUAAAGAAAAUUUUACAAGGACAAGUUGUUUCUUUGGAAUCAUAUAAAUCUCUAGCGAGUAAAACUUCUCUGCUUGAUGCAGCAAUUGCCAGUGGCAAUGGAAAUGCAAUUCUAGGUAUAGUAUUGUUUAUUAUGAAGACAUUAAAAACGUCUUUAGCUCAAAAAUUAUUAAUGGAACGUCCAGAAGCGAUGAACGCUUAUUUGCAUUAUCUUUCCACGAGAUUGCAAAGAAAUGAGAUUACCGAUCUUCUAACUAUGCAAGGCCUAACUGUAGACGCAGCUAUUAGAGAUUUGCAUCUCAUUAUAAAGAAUACAAGCAAUAGUGAGAGACUGUUACAAAGACUUCGUAAUUGUCACAAGACACUUUUUAUGGAUUUACAAGAUUGUCCAGAAACUAAGUUUAUUGAAUUGUACAUAAAACUAUUAGAAUGGCAACUAGAUGUAAAAGACACUCAGCUCAGUAAACAAUUGGAGGUGAAUUCUCCAUUAUUAAAAUGUCUCGAGCAUACUUGUCGCGAUCAUUGGGAUUCGUCUGAAGGGAAUUUAAUUUCACCAACAACAUUAUUGAAACAACAUCAAAUUUCACCUCGUCAGUAUGAAAAAGUUGCAUUAAAAACGCGAGCUACCGAAGAAGCCUGGGAUGAUAUUGAUCGUUUACUUCAUACAAAGAGUUGGCUUGGCGGUAAAAAAUUACAAACGUCUCUGCCAAUUGAAGAAAUAUUAAAGAUAUUACAGGACUGUAAAGCACCAAAUCCUAUUCUUGAAAAAUUCCUCGGUUAUGUAGAUAAUAUUAAAAAACGUUUAGAUAUCGCCAAAAGCAUUCAAUGCUACAAAAGUGUCAUUGAUAUUCUUGUUUCUCAAGGAGAUCGAACGGCUCUUCUCGAAUAUAAAGCGAGCCUACAACCUCAAUCGGAACAAUAUUUUUAUGCUGAGAACUUUUUACAUAAUCCAGGAACAAAAUGGCGAAAUUAAUUUUAAUGCAAAAAUUUUAAUCUUCGCAAAGUUUACAAAAAAAAAAAAAAAAAGAAACAAAAAUUUGAAUCUCAAGAGCGGAAAAAUAUUUUAUUACAAGACUAUUUGAAAAUUUAAUCAUGAAAUAAAUUAUAUUUCAUUGUACGCACAAUCAAAAUUAUUCUCUCUAUAAGAGAGACACACGUGAUAUUUGUACUACAAUAAAAAAGACGUUUUUUUGUAAACAAUUUAUAAAAAAAAAAAUAUAUAAACAUAUUACUAAAAACAAAAAUCAGGGAUUUCAUUAAAAUUUUUGAAUUAAA